UAUUUCCAUUUACAGUUUGACCUCAGCUACAAUCGUUACAUAAAAAUGACUUUAUUUUCAACUACAUUGUUGUUUGUGGUUAUUAUAGCUGACUUUAGAUCUUCUAUUGCACAAUUGGAAGGUUUUGACCAAAGGUAUCAUGACCCACAUUUUAUGGAUGGAAGGACAAUAAUUGUUCAAAUGUUUGAAUGGAAAUUCAAUGAUAUUGCAAAGGAAUGCAAGGAUGUAUUGGGUCCAGGUGGAUUUGGUGGCGUCCAGGUUUCUCCCGUGUCCGAAAAUUCCAUUAGACGGGAUUUCAAUCGACCCUGGUGGGAACGCUACAAUCCUAUUUCCUAUGAAAUAAUAACACGAUCAGGCAAUGAAGACGAUUUCAGGGAUAUGGUAGCCACAUGUAAUGCUGUAGGUGUCCGAACCUAUGUGGAUGUUGUGAUGAAUCACAUGGCUGCACCAAUACCAUUUGGAAAUUUCAACCACGAAGAGGACUUUGACAAUGACAUGGAAAGUUCGGAAUUAUUGGUUACCGAUGAUGUCCUUGAAGGCACUGGAGGAAAUAUAGCAAACGCUAGUUCUCGAGAUUAUCCAGGAGUUCCCUAUACUUCGACAGACUUUCAUUCUAAAUGUUCCAUCAAUGAUCCCUCAGAUGGGCAGCUGAUUAGGAAUUGCGAAAUAUUGCAACUUCCUGAUUUAGAUCAUUUUCAAGUUUCAGUUACUCAAAAGCUGGUUGAUUUCUUUAAUAAGCUGAUAAAAUUCGGUGUGGCAGGAUUUCGAAUUGACUCAGCUAAAUACAUAUGGCCAGUGGACAUUAAGAAAAUAUUUGGAAAACUAAAUAACUUAAAUACUGACUUUGAUUUUCCGGAAGAGGCGCGUCCAUUUUGUUUAAUAGAAAUCAUUGAUACCAACCGUCAAGCUGUAUCAAAAACUGAAUACUCAGGGUACGGUGUUGUGACCGAGACUCAGCAUGCAAUUCAAAUAAGAGACCAUUUCAAUGGUUUACAGCCUUUGAAUAGGCUUUUAAAUUGGGGACCAGCCAUGGGAUUUUUGAUGCCUCCAGAUGCAUUAGUCUUUGUAGACACCCAUUACACUCAACGGGGCCAUGGACUUGGCGGUAAUAUCGAACCGGAAUCUAUUUUGAACUUUGAAAGACCGAAAAAAUACAUCAUGGCUGUAGCGUUCAUGCUCGCUCAUCCGUAUGGUAUUAAACGGAUUAUGAGUUCGUAUCGAUUCGAAAAUCCUGACCAAGGACCACCAUCCGAUGAAAAUGAAGCAAUAUUAUCACCGGAGUUCAAUAAGGACGACGGACAGUGCGUCAAAGAAUCAGGAUGGGUGUGUGAGCAUCGCUGGAAUGCAAUCGCAAAUAUGGUCGAAUUUGCAAACUUUGUCGCGGGUGAGGGUAUCAAUAGCUUUCAGAAUGCUGGACCGAAUCAUGUUGCAUUUUGUCGUGGAAUCAAAGGGUUUUUGGCACUGAACAACGACCCGGAGACUGAUUUCCAAAGAAGAAUGUAUGCCUGCGUGAAACCAGGAGAGUAUUGUGAUGUCAUAAGUGGCAGCUUAGUAGAUGGCAAUUGUACAGGCAGACAAGUAACUGUGGACGAGAGCAGAUAUGCAAUGGUUAGCUUGGCAGCUGAUGAUGUCGAAUACGGUGUGUUGGCCAUUUACGAAGGUUCCAAACUUGAGUGAAAAUCAUGUUUUAUACAAUCAAAAAAAGAAAUUUUAAUUAAUUAAUUAAUCAAAGUGUCUAUGAACCCAACAUCAACAUACAUAAUAAUGAAUUUCUUAGGUCUUUAUCGAUGUUUCACGAAGUUCACGAAGAAAACAUUCUUUUACACACCUUUUGACCCAAUUUAGCUUCUUUGAAUAACAAAUUUGUUUGGUUAUCUCAAAUUAAAAUCACACUUCUGGGCCGUUGGGGCUUGGACUUUUUUUCCGAGGGACUAUCAAAAAAGAAUUAAUUUCCCUGUUCAAUGAAUGAGACAAAACUGAAGCAUAAUCAAUAUGACGGUGACAAGGACGACGACGAACGACGCUGCCGGUGUUGGCUUUCAUUGGUUGUGUUAAAAUAAUAUUAAUUGUUUCCGAUUUCUGUUUUUUUUUGUUAAUGCUAUGAAUAAAAAGAAUAUUUUUCCUCUAUCAGAAUAAAAAGAAACAACAGCAAUAAA
Eupeodes corollae is the source of this 2156-nucleotide messenger RNA. Its product is annotated as alpha-amylase 2-like. Gene Ontology annotation, biological process: carbohydrate metabolic process. The coding region runs from base 46 to 1677 and encodes 543 amino acids. Gene Ontology annotation, molecular function: alpha-amylase activity; cation binding. The transcript is spliced from 4 exons. The record is from RefSeq and is a predicted model, not a curated record. Lineage: Eukaryota; Metazoa; Arthropoda; Insecta; Diptera; Syrphidae.